Molecule: messenger RNA, 4693 nt
Organism: Anopheles arabiensis
Lineage: Eukaryota; Metazoa; Arthropoda; Insecta; Diptera; Culicidae
Product: nose resistant to fluoxetine protein 6-like
Exons: 10
Coding region: 1553-4147 (864 amino acids)
Molecular function (GO): acyltransferase activity, transferring groups other than amino-acyl groups
Source: RefSeq, a predicted model, not a curated record
UCAUUACGAUGCACGCGCUGGCCCAGGUCGCACGCACAUUGUGUUCAACGCACCGCUUGUCGUGAAGCAGCAAAACCGUUACGACGAUCGUUCAAAGUGUAACGCAGCCCCGGUAGGAGGAGGGAGGGUUGUUCAAACCCAGGAGACAGAGAGACAGAGCAGAACGACGAGCGUCUGUUGUGUUUGUUUGUGUGUCUGAAUUUCGGACGAUUUAUCACGGUGAGUGUCACACGAGACACACACGAAGCGGGAAAGAAAAUAAGAGCCAAAAUAGUGUUGUGUGAAAAGUGUUGUGAGCGGGACACGCGCUCGUUAACAAGCCCGGUUAAAACCACGACGGUUGGGUGUGUCGUGUGCCUGUGUGUGUUAGUUUGACCCGUACAAAGUUCGUGAGUGUGUUGUGAUUCACGCGUGCUGCAUUUUUCUAACCUCGAUUUGGUUUAAAUCAAACGCCGAGGAGAAGACACGACCGCCACCCGGGCGCAGAGAAGCUACAACACACAACCUCCCCGCGGGUGUCGGUUUGUCGGUGGGUUUUGCUUUCGUUGCGUCGCUGCUGGCUGGUGGCCCCACACGACCAGCAACCCUCGGUCGUUCGGUUCGGUUGAUUUUGGAUGUUAUGUGAUCGAUGAAAUUCGCGCGAUCGCAGCCUCCAAACGGUCGUCUUUGUCGCCGUCGUCGCCGUCUCUAGUGCGCCAGCAGUAAGCGCCCAGCCGCGGCCGAAAAAGGAAAGAAGGAAUCGGCGAAACAGCCACGAAUAAAACGAGCCCAUUGCUGCUGCCUGGUGGUGGUGCGGUAUUGCCGCCGCCCGGUGGUCCAAAAAUUGCAGUCCCGUGUGCGCCGCCGCCACCCGGCAUUAUUAACUUUUGUGGCGGCUACCGUGUGCGGUGUGUGUGUGUGUGUGUGGUGCAAGUGGAGUGGAACAUUUGCCCCCUUCAUUUGCCUUUUGCCCCGUCGCGUGUGUUUUGGUGCGCUGCCGGAGUGAAACACACAUUGCAAGUGCGUGAGAGAGUGAGAUUGAGCCUGCCGAAAUCAAACAGUGGCCAAAAGGGUUGCCAAUCACGCCGAGUUUCGCGAUAGUGGGUCGUGGCGUUUUUCGGUGGCCGCUUACCCCAAACCGAACGCGAUCGCAACUGAAGAUCCGCUUCGCGGAUGAAUUGGGUGUUCCGGGAUAUCAUCGCUUCGCGGACGAGAGGAGCUUUUCCGUCUUAUCCGUUUCGCUGUGUGUGUGCGUGUGAUAAUAAGGAUUGCGUAACCUCUGCUGGCUGCUGACCCGAUCGUGCGCGAAGGAAGGUGCGAAGUCGAGUGGUUGACCCGGCCGAUGAUAACGAAACGGGAAACGACCGCAAAUAAGAAAGUGCCGAAAAACGGCCGCACCCUUGCAAUACGAGGCAGCUGAUCGGAUAAGGGGAGGAAUUUUAGCGCACACACAACACCGGUUCAGAUAAAAGAACCCUUGGCAGUGGGAACUGUACCUUUUUGCAGCUGUUUUGCAGCUGAAGAUCAAUCACAACCAAGGGGGAAAAAGAACACAGCUUAGACGCAAGCAGGCAUGAUGAUGCUGUUCAAGCGCCUUCGUUGCAUCAUCUGCGUUGCGACGGUCCUUUUCGUAGGGCUGACGCCCGUGGUAGCAGCAGCAGGCAGCGCCGAAGAAGAUGGGCGAAACACAAACAAAGUUGUUAACGCGACCGAUGCGCAACCGUUGGCCAGUUGCAACGCAACUUCCGACACGGGAACCACUGGCUGUCCCUUGGCCGUGGGAGCUGCCAGUGGUGUGACACAGCCAUUGAGGGGCAAAUUAAAUAAUGGGACGUGCGUGAGUGCGUACUGCGGGUCGGACGAGAGCAGCAGCAGCAGCGUGGAAGAGAUGGAUGACGAUGUGAUUAACGCCACCAGUGUCGGCAAGGGCGGCCACUCCCAGCAGCAUCGAUCACAUCUGCUACCUUCGACGUUGCUGGGCGCGGACGAGGACGACGCUGCGCUCAUGUACGGUGGCAAGAAGGUGGUGCUGAAGGCGGAAGUGCUCAAGCACACUUCCGUUCUGUACGGGCUGAUCUCGAUCGCGGAGCGGGACGAGUUGUCGGAGCGAUGCUUUCGGGAGCUGCAGCGCGUCUACCAUGGCAUCCAGCAGAAGGAGAUUUGGGCGAUGAAAGUGUUGGACGCAUCCGGCAGCCAGGAGCCAGGCUUCAUGUGGGGACACAACCAUUGGAUCGGUUCGGAAAAGGGCUGCGAAUCGACACGUACGCCCCUGUCGAUCACCCUCUCCGAUCGGUACCGGCGCAACAUGAAGCGCAAUCUCGUUUCGGCCCUGGCGCCGUUCGAGCUGGACUAUCGGAUCGUGUUCGCCAAGCAUCAGUCGGCCUGGCAGGUGGACGUAAAGUUCCAGAGCGAGAACAUUCUCCACAUCGGCGUGUGCAUUCCACGCUCGUGCACCAAUGACGAGUUGCACAAUCUGACCGCACGGUACUUCGACGAGAACCUCGUCCUGGCGCAAGACAUCUACGAGUUCAAGCCGAACGUACUGCACGUGAAGAACACCACGCUCGAUCGGGCCUUCUGGUCGAAGCCGAGCGUUUUCAUCAUCGGAGUCUCGCUUGCCUUCACACUGCUGAUGAUCUACUUGGCGCACAGCAGAGAACAGCGCUUGAUGGAGGAAAAGAACAAUAAUCAUAUGGACGCUGCUGCAGGCGCCUCUCCAGCAGCCGCCCGGGCGGAGGGCGGCAGCGAUCUUGCAGAUGCAAGCACCUUCACCGAGCGUGUGAUCGAUAGUUUCAAUCUGCGCAAGAACCUAAACACCAUCUUCCGCACGGACAGUGGCCCCCAAUCGCUGCCCGUCAUUUGUGGCAUGAAAUCGAUCUGCUGCUUCCUGAUUCUGUGCUUCCACAUGCAGUGGUACACGUUCUACACCGUGCACAACCCGUCGGUGAUGCUGCACUACGCCGAGCAGAUCCGCUUCCAGCUGGUCAGCAAUGCGCCCCUGCUGGUGGACGUGUUCUUCGCGAUCAGUGGCUUUCUGCUCAGCUACAACUUUAUCCGCAACCGGUCCAAAGUGCAAGAGGUCAAGGCGAAUACGGUCUGGGAAAAUGGCAAGCUGUACGGCAAGAUGCUGUUACAUCGCUACCUCCGCCUUUCGCCCAUGUACCUGUUCGUGACGGUGCUGGGUGAGCUGACGCACAGCUACAUCGUGGAGACGUCCAAGUUUUGGGUUCACGAACGUUCCGAUCUCGGCUGUCAGCGGUACUGGUGGCGCAACCUGUUUUACAUCCAGAACCUCUACCCGGUGGACGACUUCUGUCUCACCUGGACCUGGUCGCUGGCGUGCGAGAUGCAAUACUACAUGCUCUUCACCGUGCUACUCUUCGUUUACGCCAAGAGUGCCAAGUUCGGCAAGAAGGUGUUUGGUGCGUUUGCGAUCGGCACGCUGCUCUUCAACAUUGCGCUAACGCUGAACCAUCGCUUCAUUCCGUCGUACGACGUGCUGUACAACACGGGUGAUGCCCUGUACACGGCGCCCUGGUCUCGAGUGUCUCCGUACGUGGUCGGGGUCUACUUUGGAUGGCUGAUGGCGUCCAGCCGCGACAAGUUCACCAUCACACAGAACCAAUACCGAUGGUACUGGCUGUUGGCCUGCUUCUGUGUGAUCUUCAGCAUGCAUUCCACGAUCAAGCGCAACUUCCCGUUCCCGAUUGCCUCGACCGUCAUGGUGGCCGUACGGUGGCUGAUCUCAUGGGCUGCCUGCUGGGUGAUCCUCGCCACCGGAUGCGGUUACUCAAACAUUGUAACGCGUGUGCUUUCUUCCAAAUUCUUCGUCCACAUCAACAAGCUGACGUACGGAAUCUACCUUCUCAACCCGCUGAUUAUCAUCGUCACCUUUGGCGUGUCGGACUCCAGUGUCCACGCCGACCCUAUACCAGCGAUCGUAAUGGCGUUCGGUGUAACGCUGCUUUCCUACUUGGCAGCGAUCGUGUUUUCCGCCUGCUUCGAGAUACCGUACUGUAGGAUCUCGAGCGAGAUCUUAAAGCUCAACCGCAAGGUCCCGCCCACCAUCCCGCAACCGGCUCCGACGAAAGCGACCGAUUCCAACCACCACCACCCACCACCACUGGUCCACCCGGUUUCGAUCGAGAGCGAACGAAAGAUUCAGUGAUGUUCGAGAUGCAGGGAUGCCAGUGUGUGUCUGUGUGAAUGUGUGUAAAUGUUGGGCUUUUAACAGUGAAUACGCUAAGUGGACCCUUUUCCCAGCUGGCAAGGAGGAGAUGGAGACGCUAAGAUUGGAUGGUGGGGGUAGCAUCCCAUGGGGGUGCAUCGUUUCGGACAUGUCUUAAUUCUCCCUCUCCCCCCAUCUUUCCCAUCUUUCUGGCGCACCUCCUCGAGCACGCGGGGGAGAGAGAGCCGUCUCGCGUGGACCUCGGCUCGGUUGGCUCUAAUCCAGCCGUGUGUUAGUUUGUAAGACAGUGCAGCAUGUGAUAUCUCGUCUUUAUCGGUGAUUCUUAUCGGUGCAGAGUAGUAAGGAAGGAAGGAAGGAAGGCAGAAAGGAAGGAAGCAGGAUCUUGCCGUCUCCAAGAGGUGUGUUUACGGGACCAGAUGAGAGAGCUGGUUUUACUAAGCCUACCGUGCGAAUAAAGCUAUUUAUUAAUUUAGUCAUUAAGGGCCAUUGAAGGAAGGUAGGAUUUUUCGCAAUAAAAGACGCAUA